Ictalurus punctatus (channel catfish) is the source of this 6269-nucleotide messenger RNA. RefSeq names its product thrombospondin, type I, domain containing 7Ba (gene thsd7ba). Gene Ontology annotation, cellular component: extracellular matrix. Lineage: Eukaryota; Metazoa; Chordata; Actinopteri; Siluriformes; Ictaluridae. The transcript has 28 exons. Gene Ontology annotation, biological process: cell adhesion. The record is from RefSeq and is a predicted model, not a curated record. Bases 1 to 5649 code for a protein of 1882 amino acids.
AUGCCUCAGGUGCCUCAGGUGCUGCAGGUGCUUCAGGUGCUUCAGAUGCUUCAGGUGCUGCAGGUGCUUCAGGUGCUUCAGAUGCUUCAGGUGCUGCAGAUGCUGCAGGUGCUUCAGAUGCUUCAGGUGCCUCAGGUGCUGCAGGUGCUUCAGAUGCUUCAGGUGCCUCAGGUGCUGCAGGUGCUUCAGAUGCUGGAGGUGCUUCAGGUGCUGCAGGUGUUUCAGGUGCUGCAGGUGCUGCAGAUGCUUCAGGUGCUGCAGUUGCUUCAGAUGCUGCAGAUGCUGCAGGUGCUGCAGAAGUACUGGACUAUGAUUCUUAAAGAUGGACUCGGUGCUAUGUGCUGGCCUCCACGAGCCGGGAAUUUCCUGUUCCUGUUCGUUUCUCUCGUGCUUCUCCAGGUUACGUCCUCGAAGAACACGCACUACUCGUGGAAAACGGGUCAGUGGGGCCGGUGUAAAGGAGAAGAAUGUGGUUCCAGCGGUGUUCAGUCUCGCAGUGUGUGGUGUGUUCACUCAGACGGCUGGCACACACACCACUCCAACUGCCAACACUCUGUCAGGCCUGACACUCAGAGGCCCUGCUUCAAGGUGUGCGAGUGGCACCAGGACCUGUUUGAAUGGGACGUGUCUGAGUGGAGUUCCUGCUCUCUCGCUCUGAGCUCUAAUGACCUGAGGACGCGACCCCUGGCCUCCGAGUGCGUCACGGCGCAACACGGCAUUCAAAGACGUUCUGUUCGCUGCGUUCGUGUGCUAAACGGGACGUCCGUGUCCGAUCGGAUCUGCGAGUUCUUCUCUCCUCGGCCGCCUCUGGAACAGGCGUGUCUGAUCCCUUGCCCUCUGGACUGUGUGGUGUCUGCUUUCUCAUCAUGGUCACGCUGUAGCAGGAUGUGCGGGGUCGGAUUAAGGCACCGGACACGCCAUGUUCUAGCAGCACCCUCGUACGGUGGAGCCGGAUGCCCGAAUCUGAGCGAAACGCAGCCGUGUGAACACACGUUGCCGUGUCCGGUAGGCGAGGACAGGAAUCUGUAUAGCCUGAAGGUGGGAGCAUGGAGUGAGUGUAGACUGCAGAAAGAUGUGUUGAUGAAUGGAAGGACGACCCUGGAUUUUGCCGUUAAGGAGAGGAAUAUGGUGAAGAGACAUGUUCAAGGUGGAGGAUACCAACAUGCACAUCAAGGUGCACAUCAACACCACCAAUCUCAUGAUCAUCAAGAACAAAAUCAGCCUCGUCAACAUGUUUAUGGAGAUCGAGCCCACCAAACCGCUCAACAAAACCGAUGGCGACAUUAUCAAAACCCGAACUACCCACAGCGACCCGAAGACCAAAACCACCUUCGACACCGACAGCAAUUUCAAGACCAAAACGGCCCACAAAAUCAACUUCACCAACGGCCUCUUGAUCAGAAUCAAAAUCAGCAAGAUCAAGAACUUUUUCAAGAUCAAACCCAACAAACGAAUCAAGAAAACCAACACCAGCUUCAUGAGGACCAAAACCAGGUUCAUCAGGACCAAUUUCAAAACCGAAACCAGUAUCAAAUAGAUCAACUCGAUCAAAACCGAACCUACCAAUUCCAUCACCGCUCACAAAACCGCCUUCAACACCACCACCACCAUCGUCAUCAUCAAUCCCAGCACCAACACCACGAGGCAUCCAGGUCGUGGGAUGUGGAGAUCGGCUACCAGACGCGGCAGGUUCGCUGCAUGGCUAGUGAUGGAAAGAACUCCAUGCUGAGUCUGUGUUCGCAAGAUGACGAGCCUGCGACCUUCCGCUCCUGCGUCAUGCUCAGAGACUGCCAGACGUCCGAUUGGUCCUCCUGGAGCUCGUGCUCGAAGACCUGCCAAUCAUCUGAUCUGUCUCCUGGUUACCGUGUGAGGAGUCGAACCGUGACCCAACCCAGCGUCGGGCAAGGGAGAGAAUGCCCCGCCCUCCAGGAGAAGGAGGCCUGCAAUAUUAUUGGCGAUUUGCUUCCCAAGUGCCCCAGGUACGAGUGGAGGAGUACAGACUGGAGCGAAUGUCGCGUCGCUCCUCUCCUCAGCCAUCAGGAGAAGAAAGCGGUGAACAUCAGCGCUCUGUGUGGAGGAGGAGUACAGAGCAGAGAGACGUACUGCGUUCAGGUUCAGGACGAGACCACACCACGACACAGGAGAGACGUCUCUCGGCCUGUCAGUGUAAGUCUGUGUGAAGAUACGCUCGUCCCCUCGUCUGUCCGUUCCUGCUCUCUGUCCUGCGCUCGUUCGUGUCUGCUGUCCUCCUGGAGCUCAUGGGGUUCCUGUCUGCCUGAAGACUGCAACCAGGGGAAGAGAGGUUACAGAGAGAGGAGAAGACGGGUGAUGGGAGACGGAUCUGGAAGCUCAAAGGACUGUGGCCACCUGGUGGAGUUCGUCCCCUGUGAAGAUCCUGUGUGUUUCCAGUGGCGGGUCGAGGACGAAGGAGCGUGCAUGCCUAACGAGGGGACUUGCGGCUCUGGCAGCAGGAGUCAAACUGUGGCCUGCGUCAACUCUGAAGGUGUGGGGGUGGAGGCGGGGCUUUGUGAGGAAACUCCGCCCCCUGUGAAGGUAGCCUGUGAGGUGGCCUGUCCCGGUGACUGUGUGAUCAGCUCCUGGUCUCAUUGGUCUGAAUGUUCUCAGUCCUGUGCCAAGAAGAACACAGAGGGCAGGCAGAGUCGCUCACGCACCGUACUCGCUUUACCUGGGGAAGGGGGUAAAUCGUGUCCUCCUGCCCCGUCUCUGGAGGAGUGGAGAUCCUGUAACGAUAAUCCCUGUGUGGUGUUUUAUUGGGGAGCGUCUCCGUGGGGUCCGUGCGUCCCCGAUCCCUCCGCCUCUCUGAACAGGAGCGACGUUAGCAAUGACACGUGGAGCUGCUCAGCGGGGCUUCAGACACGCAAAGUCACCUGCAUGAAGAUGAAUGGAGGAGCCGUCACCGCAAAACGGUGUCCUGACUCAGCGAGACCGGACUCCGUGCAGUCGUGUGCGUUACCGUGUAAGAGGGACUGUGUGGUGACUCUGUUCAGUGAAUGGACAGCCUGCCCUAACACCUGCCUACCUGCUAACGCGACCACGCCCACCCAGUCACGCUACAGGAUGGUGGUCCAGCGAGCAGCCAACGGGGGUCAGGAGUGUCCCGAUACAAUGUUUGAGGAGAGGGAGUGUGAGCCACUUCCUGUGUGUCCCACCUACAGGUGGAGCACACACAAAUGGCAGGCGUGUACGCUGGUCCCGGAUUCGGUCCGACAGGGAGCGAGGGGAGCGGGGGAAGCAUGUGGAAGAGGCCUGGAGAAGAGAGCACUGAGCUGUGUGGAUGAGAACGACGAGCUGGUGGGCGUGUCUGAGUGUGUGCGGUGGGCGGGGCCGACGCCACCUCAAGUGCGGAGCUGCUGGAUUUCCUGUAAGGACGACUGCACCUUCAGCCCCUGGUCCAAGUUUACAGAGUGUUCAGGCUGUGAAGGGACACGCACCCGCAAACGCAGUGUCACAGGGCGGAGCAGGAAGCGAGAGCGCUGUCUGAAGGAGGAUUUGUAUCCGCUGGUGGAAUCUGAGCCGUGUGUGUGUGAUGAGUUGAUCUCAGAGCCGUGGGGGAACUGGUCGGUGUGUAUCCUGCCUAAUGCCCCGUCCCCUCUUUUGCCUUAUGGAUGGCGGGGGGAAAAAGAAGUACGUGAGUGUGGGGAGGGAAAACGCUACCAUGCAAUGGCCUGCCUCGACCAGAAGGGACGCCUUCUUGACCCAUCUCAAUGUGCAGAGACAGAGUUACAGGAGGAAGCAUGCUCCGUCCCCUGUCCCCUGGACUGUCGUCUUAGCUCCUGGUCGACCUGGUCCCCCUGCACUGUGUCCUGUGGCAGCGGACUGAGGGUUCGCUCCAGAUGGCUGCGGGAGAAACCGUUUAACGGGGGACGGCCCUGUCCCAAACUUGACCUGAAGAAUCAGGUGUCUGAGGUCGUGCCGUGUCGGGGUGUGUGUGCAGUGUAUCAGUGGGUAACAGAGUCUUGGUCCUUCUGCUCCAUCAACACGGUGGAUGAAGGGAGCGCAUGUGGAGAGGGAGUGCAGAGCCGCAAGAUUCGGUGUGUACUACGUGGUGACGGUGUUAAUGAGAGUCGCAGUGUUAAUGAAUCUCUCUGUGAUCAGGACGAUGUUCCUGCCCAGGCUCGCACCUGCACCCUGCCAUGUCCUGGUGACUGUGUGAUGUCACCCUGGAGUCAGUGGAGCUCAUGUCCCAUGUCGUGUGAUGUGAACUCUGUGAGGACGAGGACAAGACAGAUGCUCCGCCCCCCCACCGCGCACGCCACCUGUCCCGAGAGAAAUGAGACGGAGCCGUGCGUCGUUAACGCCAACUGUUUCACCUACCGGUACAACGUCUCUGGCUGGAGUAGCUGCAUGCUGAGUGAGCAUGCUGUAUGUGGUGAGGGGACCAAGACACGUCUGCUUGACUGUAUACGCAGUGACGACAAACUGGUGGAUCUGAGUGUGUGUGAGGAGUUGGGACUUUCUCAGCCCUGGACGCUCAGCGGAACCUGCCGCGUGGACUGUCCCAUCAGCUGCAUGCUCUCUGAAUGGACACCGUGGACCGAGUGCUCACACACCUGUGGAAACCAGGGUGUGACGACCAGAGCUCGACGUGUCCUCCAGGAAGAUCACGAGGAAGGUCGUCCGUGUCCGUCCCAGCUCUCGCAGACUAAACCGUGUCCCAUCAGGCCUUGCUACAGCUGGCUGCUGGGGGACUGGUCAUCCUGCUACGUGGAGGGUGCUGAGUGCGGGGACGGCGUGAGACGCAGGAACGUAUCAUGUGUUGUUCACUGGGGUCAUUGGCCCGAAUCGGCCGGACCGAGACCUGAUGUCCAUGCUCCAGCUGCCCUGGUGGAGGAUGAGAAAUGCAACGAAGACUUCAGGACAAAGAAUGAGCCGGAACUGCAGCAGCCAUGCUUCGUUCCCUGCCCAGGCGACUGUCACCUGACAGACUGGUCGUCAUGGAGCUUGUGUCAGCUGACGUGCGUGGAGGGGCGCAGUUUUGAGGUCGAAGGUCAUCAGUCACGCUCACGAGCCGUCAUCAUCCAGACGCUGGAGAACCAGGAGAGCUGCCCAAACCAGGAAAUCGAGACACGGCCAUGUAAAGGAGGGAAGUGCAACAGCUACGAGUGGAAGACGAGCGCGUGGAGCGACAACGUGAGGGAGGUGUGGUGUCAACGCUCAGACGGAGUCAACGUCACAGGUGGAUGUUUCGCGGUGAACAAGCCGACGAGCGUGCGUCACUGCCAUCCUCCCUGCACUAAACCCUUCUCUCACUGCAAACAGAGCGGAGUGUGUGGCUGUGAGAAAGGCUACACGGAGGUGAUGAACACACACGGCUUCCUGGAUUACUGCACCAGGACACCUGGGGGCGCCGGAGACACCCGGAAGGCCGACGUGAAGAGUAGCUCAGGGAGGGUGAAGCCGGGCCCGUCCCAAAUCCACGACUUCUUCGGCGAGUGGUCACUACAGGCCCUCAGCCCAGAUGGACGGAUAAAGAUGUGGGUGUACGGAGCCACGGCCGGAGGCUUCAUCCUCAUCCUCUUUAUCAUCACUGUGUCCUUUCUCUUCUGCAGUCGACCAGUUAAACAGAGUAACUCCCCUCCGCUGCAGAAAGCACUGUCUCUGGCCUACGAUGGAGACGUGGACAUGUGACGGACCCUACAGAGAACCAGGAGCUCGCCCUGGACCACGGGGAGCGUCUCAGAUCGGGAGAUCUUCACAAAUCCCAGAGAACCUUGGGGAAUUUUGAGCAAAGUGUGUUUUUGUAACUUUUAGUUUUGACAUUCGAGCAGGACGAGCCUUUUUAUCUCGGGAUCUUGGGUAUGUUCUCGCCGUGUGGAUCUGUAUCGCUGGGGGGGGGGGGGGGGGGGGGGGGGUGACAGGAGAACAGUGGAAGAACUUCAGUCUCCAUUCGCACAAACGAACCAAUGGUCACUGACUGAUGAGGAAACAAAAACACAACAGACUACUACACUACUAUGCACUAUAUUAGUGCUUUCUUCAAUUAUCUUUUUUUUUUUUUUUUCAAACUGGUUUUUAGUGUUUUUUGUUUCGUUUUUUUUUCAUCGUGAUGCAGCCGGACUUUUCAUCAUGUGAUGUAUAUGAAUGUGUACACGCAGGCCUGAUCUUCAUCUUCUACUAAAACCAAAACAGAUUGUUUCAUCAGCCCACGUUCUGACCUUUGACCCUUAGCCCUGUAGCUUGUACCCUCUAGCACCAGCAGUUAAUCCUCUUUGCUCAUUUGAAGCAUUAAAAUUGGCGCCUCUGGAUCA